AUGACGUUGAAAAGUUCCGACAACGAUAACACAAUUGCUGCUGACGAUCCUAACUCGAUUGCUGAUCUGUUUAAUACGUUUUUUGCUUCUGUAUUUCACCAAGACCAAACACACCCAGCAAACGAAACCACAAUCACUGAUGAAAACUGCCUAACAGAUAUUGAACUCACCGUAGAUGAUAUUCUCCCUUUACUACAUUCUUUAAAUGAACAUAAAGCUACCGGACCUGAUGGUAUUUCUAACAAGAUAUUGAAAGAAACUGCCGAACAAAUAGCCCCAUCUCUGUGCCUACUGUUCAAUCUCUCUUUACGAUCUGGUUCCCUUCCUGAUGACUGGAAGAUCAGCAACAUUUACCAGUGUUCAAAAAGGGGAAGCGUGAUCAUCAAACUAUCGACCUAUCUCUCUUUUGUCAAAUAUAUCAAAAGUUCUCCAACGUUCCGUACUAGUCAAAACAAGAGACCAUUUGCUUCACUAU
This is a messenger RNA of Paramuricea clavata, 475 nucleotides long. NCBI's taxonomy places the organism in Eukaryota, Metazoa, Cnidaria, Anthozoa, Malacalcyonacea, Plexauridae. The record is from the annotation of a GenBank genome assembly.